Molecule: messenger RNA, 1328 nt
Organism: Xyrauchen texanus (razorback sucker)
Lineage: Eukaryota; Metazoa; Chordata; Actinopteri; Cypriniformes; Catostomidae
Gene: emb
Product: embigin
Exons: 8
Coding region: 82-990 (302 amino acids)
Biological process (GO): axon guidance; homophilic cell-cell adhesion; dendrite self-avoidance
Cellular component (GO): plasma membrane; axon
Molecular function (GO): cell-cell adhesion mediator activity
Source: RefSeq, a predicted model, not a curated record
UGCUUGUAGAAAAGAUACACUGGAAGAGAUGCUUCACACCAGCCGCAUACAGCAGAGCUGCAGGAAACAGUGCUGUUCUCCAUGGCUCAUGUUAUGCAUCUCAUCUUGCUGCUUCUCUACUGUGAUGGGAUUAAUACAGUGACAAACCCCUCCCCAGAGUUUAAACCUGUGACUACAGUACAGCGAGCUGUGUCAAAAGGUCAAAGUCAUGCUAUUAUUGAAGAGGUCGCUAUCCUGAAACCCCAAUAUAUAGAACUUUUAUGUAACCUAACUGAUACACCAAAUAACGUCCUCUUCAUUACUGGCUAUUGGACAAAAGAUGGACAAGAAAUUGAAAACUCAGAAGAAACUGUAAAUAGAAACUAUGAGCAGUAUGUCCUGAAAAAGAAUUUCAGUAUACAAGCCAGAGACCUUGGAAAUUAUUCAUGCAUCUUCAGAGAAUAUGAGGCCAAAGUAACAUUUAUUUUAGAUGUUCCUGCAAUGAAAGACAAACGAGACAAGCCGGUAGUGAGCUAUAUUGGAGAUUCGGUUGUACUUGUGUGUAUACUCAAUCCCUCACCAAAAUCAUGGAACUGGUACAAAACAAAUUACACUGGAAAGGAGCUAAUCAAUGAUACUGCCAGCCCUCUGAACUACAAUAUCAUUACUAAUAUGACUGAAACCAAACUGACUGUACUGAAUCUGACUGAGGAAGAUUCUGGGAAGUACAUAUGCAGUGCUGAGUUUGAUAUCAAACCCAGUGAGUCUUAUGUGGAGCUGAAGGUCUUAUCUUACAUGGAGCCCCUCAAACCCUUCCUGGCCAUAGUGGCUGAGGUCAUCAUCCUGGUUACACUGAUUUUGCUUUGCGAAAGGUGUAACAAGCGGCAACAUAACAACUCUGCGUCGACAGAGAAUGAAGCCUACUCUGAACAAACCAGUAAACUCACUCGUGAUGAGAGUAAUGGAGUGGAAAGCACCACAGCAAGACAGAGAAAACUGAAGGACAUUUAAUUCAAAUAAUAUUUAAAAAAAGGUGUGACUGUGUCUAUUUUAACCUUUUCUACUCUGCUUUCAAAUCUUGUGGUUUUAUUUGUAAAAGCAAUAAGUUGUUUUGGAAAACCUAAAUACGUCAAAGCAAUAUCUAUUUACAUGUAAAUAAGAGCAUACAAUGAAAGUAUUACGCAUGUUUUCAUAAUCAUCAAUGUUGUGUUGUUGUUAAUGUUCAGAUUGACUUACAAAAUGCAUAUGAAGCAGACAUUUCCCCAGUCAGCAGUGGAAAGAACAGAAUGGUGUUGCUAAUAUGGAAAGUUUUUGGGCAUAACUUUAACAAUAAAGGUCAACUAAUUAUG